AUGAGCUUUUGGCUUGGUAAAAAGAAUCCAAAAAGCAGUCGUUCUAGAACAAGUCCUACUUCACGACCUUUAUUCCUUUCACCCCCUUUUAUUGAAGCUUCAUUGGUAGAAGGAAGUUUCAAAAAAUUUGUUGUCUUGCCAAAAUAUGUAGAUGAAGAUGAAUGGCUGGCAGUAAAUGUGUUUGAAUUCUUCAAUUAUUUAAAUAUGUUUUAUGGAACUGUUACGGAUUUCUGUACAGCCAUGAACUGUUCUACAAUGAGCGCUGGCCCUGGAUUCGAGCCAUAUACUUGGACAGAUCAAAAUCAAAAGAAAAGUACAAAAUUACCAGCUCCAACUUACAUAGAUUAUGUGAUGACAAUGGUUCAAAAUUUAAUUAAUGAUGAAAAUGUUUUCCCUACAAAGGCUGGUCGAGAAUUUCCAAAAGAUUUUCAACAAACUGUUAGAUUAAUAUUUAAACAAUGUUUUAGAGUGUUUGCUCAUAUUUAUUAUCAUCAUUAUGAACAACUUUUGCAUCUUCGUGAAGAAAAGCAUUUCAAUUCUUUAUUUGCACAUUUUAUUUCUUUUGCCAAAGAAUUUAGUUUAUUGCCAGAUAAAAAAGAAUUAGCUCCUUUGGAAGAAUUAAUAAGUUAUAUGGAAAGUAAGGGUAGAAUUUGUUAG
Diversispora eburnea is the source of this 657-nucleotide messenger RNA. Lineage: Eukaryota; Fungi; Glomeromycota; Glomeromycetes; Diversisporales; Diversisporaceae. The record is from the annotation of a GenBank genome assembly.